Molecule: messenger RNA, 207 nt
Organism: Adineta ricciae
Lineage: Eukaryota; Metazoa; Rotifera; Eurotatoria; Adinetida; Adinetidae
Source: the annotation of a GenBank genome assembly
AUGAAAAUCGAAUUUAGUCUCUUCGAGAAAUAUUCUAAUUUGAUCCAAGUGAUUAUUAGUGCACUAAACAUAGAAAGAAAAUAUUCUUCUACGAAAUUGUCAAAACAACGCGGUACAACCGAUAUCCAGUGGACUGUUAUUUUCUUAAACAUUCGAUCUCGUCCAAUCAUCUUUUUAUUGAUCGAAUGUUUGAUUACAAAGAAUUAA